This is a messenger RNA of Equus quagga, 1181 nucleotides long. It is a transcript of the gene THEM4, whose product is annotated as thioesterase superfamily member 4. The transcript has 6 exons. Lineage: Eukaryota; Metazoa; Chordata; Mammalia; Perissodactyla; Equidae. The record is from RefSeq and is a predicted model, not a curated record. The coding region runs from base 85 to 774 and encodes 229 amino acids.
GGGAAGUACCUAGGCGAGCCUGUCUUUGCAGCAGCUCAGCCCCGCCGCCGCGCUCUCGGCCGUCGCCCGUGCGCCCACCGAGCCAUGCUGAGGAGCUGCGCCCCGCGCCUGCGCACGCUCGGGGCCCUGCGCGGCCUCACGGGAGGCGCGCGCCCGGCGGUGGGAGACGCGGGACCCGCCCUGAGGUUGUUUUCUUCUGAGAAAUUCAUUGAUAAGGACCGUUCUCUCCCCAAUCCCAGCUGGAGCAAGGAAAUAAGACUCCUGUUUGACCAGUUCAUGAAGAAAUGUGAAGAUGGCUCCUGGAAGCGUGUGCCUUCGUAUAGAUAUAUAUCUCCUCAAGAUUCAAAGCCUACAAAAGAAGAAGGACAAAUGUCACGGGCCCGGAUCUUCUCCAGAAGCUAUGAUGAUGGGCUGGGCUUUGAAUUUGUGAUGUUCCAUAAUGAUGUUGAGAAAAGGACAGUUUGCUUCUUUCAAGGAGGUCCUCACCUACAAGGACCAUCUGGAUUGCUUCACGGAGGUGCCCUUGCAACCAUGAUUGAUGUUACUGGUGGUGUGACUGCAGUUAUGACUGGGGAAUCUGUCAUGACUGCCAAUCUCAACAUCAAUUUUAAAAGACCUAUCCCCCUUGGUUCUGUUAUUGUGAUAAAUAGCCAAAUUGAUAAAGUUGAAGGAAGGAAAUUUUUUGUUUCCUGUGAUGUUCGAAGUGUUGAUGAGAAGACCCUAUACUCAAAUGCAACAGGCUUAUUUAUAAGUCUGGAUCCUGAAAAAAAGUAGACAUAAAAGAGCUUCUGGUGAAUUCCACACCAAUCUGCGUAAGGUUCCCCCUCCUCCAGAAGAAGCUGUUGUCCCCAGUGCUGCUCUGCUCACCCCCCAUCGAGCCUCCCACAGGGUGACGCCCACUAACGCUGACCUUAAGCAAGUCUUCCGAAUGCAACUCCAGGAGCUCUCCUUCCACCUUCUAGACUUUAUAACACAGAAACCCUCUUGGUGAGAGUAUUAGCAAUUCUUUCUGUCUCCUUAGGAUAAGUGUCUGGUUCUUCUAAAAUUUGAAUGGGUUCAACAUUUGCACAAGUGUGAUCUCUACCCCGUUGCAGAUUGGAGAAAAAAUUCAUAUUGAAACUUUUACCACAAAUUUGGAAAUGCCAGAAAACCACACAAAGGAAUAAACAUGUGGGUGCCUA